AUGGGCGGCUUAAUACCAUUUCUGCUUCCAUCCGCAGGCAGUCGGUCAAGCAGCACCUCUACCCCCACGGAAACAAGACGAAGGUCGUGUCUGGCCCAGUCAACAACACCUUCAUCUUCAGCCCUCAGUCAUCGUCGGCAACACUCGUUACCUUCAGUCAAGCAGCCAAGACGUGCGUCUUUUGUCGCACCAGCAGCCCUUGCCUUCAUCCCAUACACUCACUCAGAAUGGAAGAGGGCCAUCGAUGAAGUGAAACGCAAGUACCACGCCCGGAGGUAUCGGUCAUGCUCGACGAGAUGCUGCGAGAUAUUGGACAGCAUCAAUGACGUUUCGACCGUCGAGCCCCUGCAUCUCAUCUAUCUUCACUUCUACGCCGCCUCCUCAUUCGAGUGGUGUGCACGACCACUAUCCACAUCCUCCAACUACCGCACCAAACUUCUCCGCGACGCCACGACACAUUACCUUGAAGCAGAUGCUCUCAUUAACGCAACCGAGGAGAACAUGGCCGGCCGGAGCAGGUCGCCGUUCUCGGGCUCGACAUGCAGCAUGAACUCCCCAGGACUGACGGCCAGCUCCAGAACUUCGCUCUCGAGUGCCAUGUCCUCACCGAGGACAAGUCUGUUCUCGCUCGAUGACGACGUUACCACAAAGCCCAGCUUGAAACGAGCCGUCAAGCCGAAGAAGAAGGUCUCAUUUUCUGGCCUUCCCGAGUUCAUCGAGUUCGAAGCCGAGCCGUACAUUCGCCCGGACAGCCCCACGCUGGGCUUGGAGGGCGAGUUCUUCAUGCGAAGCCCCAUUAGCCCGGUGUCGUCAGUCGCCGAAAUCGAGUCCAAGGCGCCAGCACGAGUACCACUGGAAGAAGUCUCGGAACUCGAGCCCGAAGAAACAGUAUCUGAGGUCUCAAGCCCAGCGACCGAGCAAAGCGAGGAACCCGACGUGGAAGACAGGAGUCCCACAGACUACAUCUUCGACCUGGAAGUCUUCCUGCAGACGCGGUCGAUAAACCGCAUCCGCGCCCAGCUCUCGGCGCUGCGGUCGCAGGUCGCAUGGCACCGCGACGCCGUGGACGCCCUCCUAGCCAUCCCCGACGACACGCCCGCGACGCCCAGCCUGCCCUCCUCCGACGACACGCCCAUCCCCGUCCCCGUUCCCGCCGCCGCCUCUACGCCGGCCCCGUCAUCAUCAAAGCUGGCCCGCUCCAACACGCUGCCUCUCAGUCUGCGCUCGCCCAGAACGGACCCCGCGACUACCAGUACCACAAAUCUCGCGGAGAAGAACCUGGCUGGCUACUGCGGCGCCCGGAGCACAAUCCCUUACAACGGCAGGCCCGCGUCGGUCAUGUCGAUGGAGUCGACGACGUCGACGAUCCGCGCGGGCGGCGACGAGGACCUCCAGCAGCGCAUCGAGCGGCUGCGCGCCGGCGGCUGGCAGCGGAAGCGCUUUGAUAGCCGGCGGUACGAGGCGCUGCGGGAGCAGGUUCUUGGGGAACUGAGAUGA
Anthostomella pinea is the source of this 1497-nucleotide messenger RNA. The record is from the annotation of a GenBank genome assembly. NCBI's taxonomy places the organism in Eukaryota, Fungi, Ascomycota, Sordariomycetes, Xylariales, Xylariaceae.